AUUGGAAAAUACACCCUAGCAGGCACUGUUUUGGGCAAAGGGAAUUUUGCCCGAGUGGAAUUGGCGACUCAUUCAGUCACUGGAUGUAAGGUUGCCAUUAAGGUUAUUGAUAUGCGGAAAAUAAAAGAGGAUUACUUGAAACAAAAUGUAAAUCGUGAAGCUGUUAUAUUAGGACAACUAAAUCAUCCUAAUAUUAUUAGACUGUAUGAAACAAUGAAGGCAACAACAUUAUACUGUUUAGUUAUGGAAUAUGCUCAAAGUCGCGAUAUCCUUACAUUUUUAAAAUCACAUAAAGAACACAGACUUUCAGAAGAUAAAGCACGGCCAUAUAUACGUCAACUUGUAUCUGCUGUUCAUUAUCUUCAUGAACGUGGUGUUUGUCACAGAGAUUUGAAAAUGGAGAAUAUAAUGUUGGAUGCCAAAAAGAAAAAUAUACGAAUUGUUGAUUUUGGUUUAAGUAAUACUUAUACAAUGGAUGAGUUGAUGAAGACACAUUGUGGCUCCCCUGAAUAUGCAGCUCCUGAAUUAUUUGCCGCAGGUGAAAAAUAUGGGCCUGAGGUGGAUAUUUGGGCUAUGGGAAUUAUAUUAUAUGCAAUGUUGGUAGGUAAACUACCAUUC
Messenger RNA from Lottia gigantea (owl limpet), 618 nucleotides. RefSeq lists its product as hypothetical. Gene Ontology annotation, biological process: intracellular signal transduction; microtubule cytoskeleton organization; protein phosphorylation. Gene Ontology annotation, cellular component: cytoplasm. Lineage: Eukaryota; Metazoa; Mollusca; Gastropoda; Lottiidae. The annotation marks the transcript as partial. The record is from RefSeq and is a predicted model, not a curated record. Gene Ontology annotation, molecular function: tau-protein kinase activity; ATP binding; protein serine/threonine kinase activity. The transcript is spliced from 6 exons.